AUGCGCCUCUUGCGAUUAUGGCUGGGUGCGGCCACCCUGACGAGGGCCGCCCACUUCCAGGACGACUGGGUCAUGGAGUACCCGCGCCCCUCCGGCGCCCAGGACAGCCCCGACGCGGAUCUUGCAAUACGCGUCGACUUCAGUUCGCUCAAGGGGCCCGGCCAGCGGCUCCUGAACGGCAUCGCCAUGGGCGUCACAAGUGCGCGCGAGGUCUUCGAGUCGCAGUUCAUCCUGGACAUGUCGCUGGCGACGGGCGUGCACACGGACCGCAUCGUGGUCCUCAACGUGACCGAGGGCGACGUGCACUUCGCCUGGCGCUGGACGACGACGGUCAUCCGCUUCCGCAUCCUCGCGGCCUGCCCGCCGGGCCUGGAGAUCUACGUCGAGAUGGGCGAGGCGGCGUCGCGCCGCAUCGAGACCAUCGAGACGAAGGAGCCGCCGUGCUCGGCGACGCCGCUCGACGCGCGGCGCACGUGCGCGCACCCCUGCGAGAACUCGCCCGACGUGCCCUCCGUCGUGCGGGACCUCACGAACCAGACGCAGUUCCUGGACUCGCCGCUCUUCGCCGGCGACCGCGCGAAGAAGGUCACGGCCGCGACGGACCGGCACUGGGGCCUCGUCGCCCUCGACUGGGACAUGUCGCUGCGCCUCCAGUUCUCCAUGGACGUCGUGAGCAACCCCGCGGAGCACCUGCAGCAGGACGCCGGCCUCGGCGAGGCCGCGGAGCACUUCGAGGCGUCGAAGCACCGGGCCUUCGGCCACAUGACCCUCAAUAGGGGUCUGGAGCGCUUCUGCGAGGCGGCGGCCGGCGCGUCGGGCCGCACCGAGGCGUCGCACACCGCGAGCGCGUACUGCGAGUGGGAGAACUAUUUUGAAGAGGACGUGUCGCGCGCGCUGGACAUCGAGCGCCACCGCGUCGAGGUCCUGGCCGUGCGGCCCGCUGCGCCGGACCAGGUGCUGGCGCACUUCCGCAUCUUCCCCACCUGGUCCGGGGGGACGCCCGUCGCCGACUGCGUCUCCGACCUGCUGGAGCAGGUGCGGGACCCGACGUCCCGGCUCUACGACGGCAACGUCACGGUGCGCGUCGACCCGUCGUGGGGCGUGUCCGGCGUCGGCGGCACGCCGCGGAAGCGGACGUCGGACCACCUCCCGUACGCCGUGCGCGGCAACAGCUCGCUGCCGUACCACGGCUACGCCGCCCACUCGAUCAACGAGGCCUACGAGCGGUGCAAGGCGACGCAGCGGUGCGCGCGCGGCUACGAGCACUACUACGUCGAGAACGCGACGCGCUACCACACGACCCAGGUCUUCGCGGGCGGCGCCCACCGCCACGCGGACCUCUUCGCGCCCUUCGAGGACUGGCGCGUCGGCACGGGCGGCUGGGGCCCGCGCGGCUUCGCCCGCUGGGACGGCACCGCGAACGCGACCGGCGCCGUGCGCGGCGCGCACGUCGCGCCCAUGCGGUUGAAGCGGCUCGGGGCGCCGCCCGUGCGGACGGUCGACCCCUGGGGCUGGUGCCACGAGCGCCAGGCCUGCUCCGCCGUCAAGUUCAACGGCGGGCUCGUGCUCAACCGCGCGCGGCUCGCGCGGGACGUCGCGCUCCAGGAGAAGCUCAUCAAGAACAUCCGGGACGACCUCGCCUGGGUCGAGAGCUGGCGCGAGACGGCGGUCCUGGACGCGGACGGCGCGCGGACGCGCUUCGACGUGAUCCAGCUCAUGCGGAAGAGAGCCGACGACAUCCGGGCGAAGAUCAAGGCCGAGGAGAAGGUCCUCAAGGACCUGAACGGGACGCAGUGCACUUUACUACGAAGGUGCCAGCUCUUCAUCAACACGUCGUCGAUAACGAUCCGGGGCGUCUACGAAAUAGACGGGGAGCUCCUGAUCCAGCCGGGCGGCGAGGAGAUCGCGGUCUUUAGCUUCGACCAGAUCGACCUCGGGCCCGAGGUGAACGUGACCGUCGUGGGCCAGCGGCCGCUGAUCCUCGCGUCGCGCAGCACGGCGCGCUUCCAGACGCCUUUCGUCGUCGCGCCGGGCACGCUCGGCGGCUUCCCCGGCGGCUAUUCGGUGGGCAGCGACCCCGCGGACGUGCUGCGGGACGACCCGCGGGACGUGCCGCUCGGCGACCCGCAGAUCCUCGACGGCACCAUCGCCUCGACGAACGCGAACGGGCCCGGCGCGCCGUCCGUCCGCGUCCACCUCCGGAGCGUGCGGACGGAGGCGAGCGACGUCGACGAAAUCCAACGCGUCACGCUCGCGGGCGACGCGGGCGAGAACCUGGGGGGAUUCUGGCGGCUCACGUACCGCGACUUCCGGUCGCGGUCGCUCCCGCCGGACGCGUCGGCGGACCUCGUGCGGCGGGCCUGCGAGGAGGACUUGAACCGGGCGCACGCCGUGCACCGGUCGACGGGCCUGGACAAUCGGGUGGAGGACCACGCGCCGGGCGUCGGGCGGUGCGCCGUCGCGAAGCGCCGCGGUGUGAUGGGGGACGACGCGGCGCAGUGGACGCUGACCUUCACGUCGCAGAUCGGCGCCAUGGAGCUCCUGGGCGUCGAGGACCACCUGACGGGCAUGGGCGCGAACAUCAGGAUCGAGCGGCUGCAGGGCGGUAACAGCCUGGGCGGCACCUUCGCGCUCAAGUUCCGCGGGACGGCGACGCGCCCGCUCGCGCACGACGCCACGUCGCUGGCCGUGGCGCGCGCCCUCGUCGAGGACCUGCCGCACGUCGUCGCGGCGUCGGCGACGCGGAGCGACGGCGACCGCGUCGGCGGCGAGUGCGACGACGGGCUCUGCGAGGACGGCCCGCGGCCCGGCGGCGGCCUGGAGUGGACGCUGACGCUCGUCACGCUCGACGACGUCAUCACGCCGCGCGCGCCCGUCGGCUACGACUGGAAGGGCGCGCCGCGCGGCCCCCUCGACGGGGACGUCUACGACGAGACGCCGACGGCGGCGCCGACCUACGACACCCUCGCGCCGUCGUACGACACGUCCGUGCCGUCCCUCAAGCCGACGGGCGAGUGGCUCGAGCCCGAGGGCCCGUGCCCGAACCUCACCGCGGCGGGCGCGCUCACGGGGGCGGGGGCCUCCGUCGUCGCGCGGCGGGGCCACUUCCUCUCGCACCGGCCGAUCCUCGCGGCCACGAACCGCACGGCCUUCGGGUGCGAGGCGUCGUUCACGCUCGCGUUCGGCGGCGGCGGCGCGGCGCACGGCGGCCGCGGCGGCGCGCCGGCGCCCGGCGACCGCGACGCGUCGUGGUCCUACGCCCUCGGGGCCGCGGCGCGCGACGGCGCCGCCUUCUUCCGGGGCGGAAAGAAUUCCAUACUGAGCUCGUACGCGAACCCGGCCGUCGCCGUCGACGCGCGGCUCGCGCCGGAGGCGCUGCGGGAGUACAGAGGUGACACGUCGGACCUGCUGGACGCCCUCGGGCGGGCCAACGUGACGAACGGGACCGCCGUCGCGUGGUCGCCCCGCGGCGGCAGCUUCGGCGGCGUCGGCCGGACGUACGCGCACGGCAGCGACUUCGGCGGGGCGCGGGGCUCGCUGCUCGGCGGUUCGGGCGGCGCGCUGGGCCUCAUGCACCCCUACCUCUUCGAGGCCCUGGACCCCGAGGUGCUGCCCGACAUCAAAAACGGGAGCACGGUCGACGACCCCCAGUACAGGUGGAAGCUCAACGGGUCGGACAUCGCGUCGCGCUUCACGCCCGUCUACGCGACGACGAAGCAGGACCCGCGUGUUGGAAAGAGGCGCUUCUCGCUGGGCGGCCGCGGCGGCGCGGGCGGCGGCGCGAUCGAGCUCGUGGCGGUGAACGACCUGGAGAUCGGCGAGUUCUGCCACAUUCGCGUGGACGCGGCGCCCGGCCACGAGUCGAACAACGCGGGGGGCGGGGGCGGGUCGGGCGGGUCCGUGCUGCUCGCGGCCGGCGGCGUGAUCCGGCUCCGCGGCACGAUCUCCGCGCGGGGCGGCGCCGGCGGCGCCGCGCCCCGGGGCGGCGGCGGCGGCGGCGGCGGCCGCGUCGCGCUCUACGCCAACGCGCUCUGGCGGCCCGACGACGUCUCGGCCCGGAUCGACGUCGCGGGCGGCGCGUGUCGGGAGUGGGACGCCGCGGCCCAGCGCGUCGUGGACGGGUGCGCCGACGGCAAGGCGGCGCGGCAGCAUCACCGCGACGGGUCGCGGGGCACCGUCCGCGUCGACACGCUUUUUGAUCUGGGCUACGACGUCGAGAUCCACGAGGACAAUACGGUGGGAGGCGCCUACGGCACCUACGGGUCGCUGCGCGUGGACGGCCGCCUGCGGGACACGGGCGCGGCGAGCGAGCGGAACGCGGCCGCGGGCGACAGGGUGAUCGAGCCGCGGAUUAGCUUCGACGGCCCCGAGUUCCAGCUCGCGCGCCGCGCGCGGCCGGCGCGGCUGUCCUUCUUCGUGCGGCUGGACCCGCGCAACGACACGCAGAUUCCGCGGCGGGCGGGGACCUGGGGCGGCAUGGUCGCGCUCUACGACGCGCCCGACGAGAUUCCCCCGAACACGGACCCGUGGGCCGUCGGCAACCCGUCCUUCGCCUCGCCGUUACCAAAGCGGGCCACGCCGGUCCACGCCAAUUCCACGGUUGCCGUCGGCGUCGCCAUUUCCGAUAGGCUCGUGCACGGCGGCGGCUUCCGCGCGGCGCCGGGCGAGCGCGAGGAGCAGGGCCCGGCGGGCGUGCUAGGAGGCGCCGGCCGCGGCGCGCCGCGGUCGACGCUCCUCCACAAAGCGAGACUGCGGCGCUGGUACAAGGUCGACGUCUCGCUCGACUGGACGCGGAUGGUCUACGACGUCUGGGUCGACGACGUGUUGCGGGCGGACGACGCCCCGAUCGGGGGCGACGCGCCCUGGACCCGCGAGGCGACGGGCGUCAACCGCUUGGGCGUGUACGCUAUAAGCGAUGGAGGCACUCUGAGAGUGGACGAAAUCUACGUCGGGCCGGACCACACGAUGGCCUUCCGCUGCCCAAAAACCACAAGAAGGGGCCCCGAGUUCGAGACGCCGCGGCCGGACGCAAAAGGAUGGGACGCCGAGGACCUGGGGGGCCGGACGACGCGCGCGCCCAUGGUCCGCCACGACACGCACGUGUCGAAGCGCGACCUCUACAAAUUCACGGACGCGCGGGGCUCCACGAACCGCGUCGAUCGACUGGACAACGGCGGGCUGGUGGCCUACGACGGCGCCGGUUUGGUAGAUUUCCGGAGCGACGUCGAGCAGCGGUUUGGGAGCGGGGAUUUGCGGGGCGGCGCGAACCCCGUGCACGCCGGCGCGCUGCUGACGCUGGCGGGCGGCGUGGCCGGCGGCGGCGGCCCGAGCCGCGACCUCGCCGACCGCGCGACGCGCGGGUAUGCCGAGAAUGAACGGUGGACGGCGACGGACCAUGCCGAUGCGGAGCACGAUCUCCAGUACGAGGGCAACUACGGCGCCUUCCCCGCGACGACGGAGGAUGCGGACGCGCCCCAGCGCCAGACGCAGUUCGACAACGACGCCAAGUACUACACGGCGUGGUACGGUAAGGAUGGGGGGCGGCCGACGCCCACGCACCUCUGGUACGGCGAGCACGACGCGCCCCACGGGCCGCUGAACGACGGCGACGCGGCGCCGGACUGGUUGAAGGGCGGCGUGGGGGCGUGCUCGACCGACGACUUGAUCGAGUGGAAGCGCGAGGGCAUCGCGCUGCACUACGCAAAUCUAACAGAUAUGACGGACCGCAGGGACGCCUGGCAGCUGGGCUGCGACGGCUACGGGACGAUCCACGGCACGAAGGGGGGCUACGGCUGCGUCGGGAGUAAAGGGCUCGUCGCGUCUCGGCCGCGCGUCCUGACGGCCGACGUCGAGCAGAAGCCCGACUCCAACGACCCCUACGCGUCCACGAGACCCGACGCGCCGCGCGUCGUGCAGGGCCACGGGUACGUGAUGUGGAUGGUCGUGCACAACGGGAGCAAGGGGCGGGGCUUGGCGGGCGUCGCGUCGUCGGCGCACGCGGGCGGGCCGUUCCAUUUCCGGCGCACGCUCUAUCCCGACGGCAACGAGACGCGCGACAUGGCCGUCUGGGCCGUGGGCGGCGAGGCGCCGCACCCGAAGACCGUCGAGCCGCGGUCGACGGCGCUGCUGGGGAGGACGUACUUCGCGGAGAUCGAACAUCUAUUGCCGGGCGCGCAGAUGCAGCCCAUCUGGGAGAUGGCGAAGAAGAAGGACUCGACCGGUAAGUGGGUGAACGACUUCGGGCUGUCGUACCACCGGGGCAUCUACCAGAAGGACUACGACGACUAUCAUGACAUUUAUCUGCAGCGGUGGCGCCUGGAAGACAAGCCCUGGAAGGUCUGGUGCGUGGAACGGGCGAACCCGGGGAACAGGUACCUGGUGCCCCGCGGCCACUCGACGGGCGAGAACUACGCGUUGUGCCCCGACCCCGAGUUCUACAAGGUCGUCGAGGGCCAGGGCUACGACGACACGUACUUCACGACGGACGGCGUCAAGUCGCGGUUCAUGGACCCCGACGACCCGUCGAAGUCCGAGUGGCGGCCGAACAGCGUGCCGGACGUCCGCGCGCAGCCCUGGAAGAACUCGUACCGCGACGGCGCCUGCGGCCUGCGCCAGAAGGACGAGGACUACGGGCUGAACGACCCCGAGAUCCCGACGCGGGAGCUGCAGGACCGCGGGAACUGUUCGAACAUCGAGGACAACCCCCUGCACCCCACCAUGCCCGACGAGCUCGUCAAGGAGCUCUACGUCGUAGAAAGGCGCCGGGCCAAGUUCGUGGCGGUGUCGGCCCUGACGCCGGAUCUGCUGGAUACGACGUCGCAGCUCGACUCGUUCGAGGGCGAGCUCGAGGACGCGGCCCUCGAUUCGCUGAUCCAGUCCUACGGCCAGUUCGACUGGUCCAUCGACGGCAACGCGGAGGCGCGCAUCGCGACGACCUUCCAGCCUCCCUUGCUGCCGCCCGACGACUUCAACCUGAAGCCGCGAAGGGAGGCGCUCGGCCGCUUCCACCAGUACAGCUUCCAGCCGAACGACCGCGCGCGCUACUCGCUGUCCUGCAUCUACGACCUGACCUGCCCCGUGAACUUCAACGACCAGUUGAUCGACCCCGACGUCGACAAGCAGGCCGUCGACCCGGCCAUCUGGUGGGCGACGUCGACGACGAACUACCACCCCGACGCGCCGCUGCCCUGGACGCAGGUCGCCGAGACGUCCUGGGCGCGGCGGCGCCUCGAGGAGGCGUCCUUCGAAGCGCCCGUGGAGGCCUACGACCGGCCGGACCCCGACGGCGGGCCGGGGACGAAGACGGAGGUCUGGGGGCACAUCCGGCGCUGAUCGAGCAAUACCCCGACGUCCCCCACGCACCUGCGCACGCUCUCGACGUCGGAGCGCGGGCCGCCGCGUCAUCGCGGAGGCGUAAGAUUAUUGAAUGUGA
Molecule: messenger RNA, 7432 nt
Organism: Pelagomonas calceolata
Lineage: Eukaryota; Pelagophyceae; Pelagomonadales; Pelagomonadaceae
Source: the annotation of a GenBank genome assembly